Paramuricea clavata is the source of this 519-nucleotide messenger RNA. Lineage: Eukaryota; Metazoa; Cnidaria; Anthozoa; Malacalcyonacea; Plexauridae. The record is from the annotation of a GenBank genome assembly.
AUGGAAUCAAACGAAAUAAUCAAUUUAUUCAAUUCAUUCUCGAAGAAUUUGGAAACCCCCAUUGUUGCUGUUAUCCAGGGAGAUGGUGCUGCUUUGCCAACACCUGAAUCUAUUGUUGAAGACGAUGAUAUGCGCAACAGUAAUAACAACAACAGCAGAAGCAAUGUUCCAGAUAAAUUUGCAUACAAACGUUCCGAGUGCAAAGAAUUUCCAACAGCAGUAGUGUGUGAUGUUGGGACCUGUAAGAAUAACCGGAGUGUCAAGAAUAGGGAUGGUAAUGCAUAUGGUUGGUGUGCGGAGAUACCCGGUGAUAUGCAUGCUAAAGGCUAUUUGUGUGAAGCUGCUUUUAAAGCAUUGGGCAGUGGUGGUUUUCACAAAGUUGUCAAUGUGGUCAUGAAGAGAUCAAGACUCACCAAAGAAGCAUAUAAAAAGAGAAAAUUUCAAGAUCAAAACCUUAAUAGAAUUAAAGAGAGUGUACAAGAUGGAAGUCAAUCAAUCUUAUGGUAUGGCUGCAGUUAA